AUGUUCACAACAACAUCUGAACAAUUUCUUAAACAAGGGAGGUACCCAUUACUCCCUAAAGACGUUCAAACCACUGGGUAUUACAAGACUCCGUAUGUAUUGGUAAAUCCUUCAAACACAAAUCAGAGUGACUCCAUUAUCAUCUUCUGUCAUCGUGUAUACUCUUCUCUCUCAACGUCUUUAACAAGCGCAAAUUUAUUGGCAGAAAUCACUGGUCUACCAGUGUUGUGCUUUGAAUAUCCGGGGUUCUACCCAAACACUACAUUCUCGAAAGCUAGUCUUCUUUGCGCUCUUUUGGAUAUAUACCAAUUCUCUUCGUCGACACUUCAUAAAGAUGGAAUUUAUAUUGUCGGGGAUUUGGAGGGCUGUUACCCUGCAAUGCACCUCGUCGACUGCCUUCGAAAACAGAAACAGUCACUGUCUGGUGUGAUAUUAUUAAACCCAAUAGAGGUUAAAGCAAGUAGAUAUAAGUGUAUGAAAUUUAAAGGGUGUAUUGUGUGUAGUGAUGAAGAGCCUUAUAAACGGAAGUCAAGGAAACUGGCACGGAAGUUUUGUAAAUGCAAAGAAGUGAUUCUGAAGACUUCUAAGCUUGACAUUUUAAAUGAAGAGACUGACGAAGUGUUAAAGUGUAUUAUAGCGCUGAUUAAAAUGGAAAUGGUUGACUUAAAAGAGCUUUGUUGUGAAGAAUUGAUUAUUCAGAAACCACAACAGUACUAUAGUCCAAUAGAAAUAGUUACGGGUUUGGUUGGUGACACAGAGUUGGCGACUCUUUUACUCACAAAUGGGUACUUUUCUGCUGAAAUAAUUGCAUUGAUGACAACUGAUGAAAUCAACAACUUGAAACUCUGCGAAAAGCACAAGAAAAUAGUAAGUGCGGUGAUUCAACAGUUAAACUCCCGUUCAUCCCCUACACCCCUUUCUCCUUUGUCAACAUCAUUGAAUUCCCCUAUCGAAGUAUCAAUAGAAAGUUCUUCAACAUGUUCCCCACGCCACGAAAAGAUGACUAAGUCGUCGACACAAUUUUUCACUAAACCAGUGAGAAAGCAAAAGUCUGUGGACAACACACCAUACAUCUCACCAAGAAAACAAGAAGAAAAGUAUUUGUUUCCUAAAGAGGUGAAAGAAAAGCAACCAACUCGACUUGGCAGUUUUGGGUCGGCUCACAAAUUGUCAAAAUCUAUGAACCCACUUGUACCUAUUUUCCAUGAUGACUAUUUUGAACUUGUGGUGAGUCAAAAUGAUGACUCUCCAAAGACAGCGAGAGUUGCAAGACACGUUAUAUAA
This is a messenger RNA of Entamoeba invadens IP1, 1284 nucleotides long. RefSeq lists its product as hypothetical. Bases 1 to 1284 code for a protein of 427 amino acids. Lineage: Eukaryota; Evosea; Mastigamoebida; Endamoebidae. The transcript is spliced from 2 exons. The record is from RefSeq and is a predicted model, not a curated record.